CUUUUGUUUAAUUCUUUCCAAAUUAAUGUGAAGAUUAUGUUUGAUAGAAUCUUAUUGGGAAGACAAAGUGUGUGAAUCACAUUCAACAGAGUGGGAGAAAAGGUGAAGAAAUUUAAGAGAGGAUUUUGAAGGAUGAAUGAUAGCUCAGCUAGAGAAAUGAAUGAGAGACAACCUCAAAGGCCUUGUGGUUGUGUGGGCAUUUUCUUUCAGCUCUUUGAUCGGAAGCGUAGAUUUGCCAAGAAGCUGUUUCCAAAGAAACUGCUUUCACCAGCUUGCUUGAAACAAGCUUCAAAAAAGUUUGGAGGGGAUGAGAAGCAACCAAAGCUUCGUUUAAUUGCUGAUGAGAAUAGUGGGGGUUUUCCAAAUGCAAAGAAUAAUGGAAUGACCGAUACACAUUGUGAAAGAAAGCGCGAAAUGAAAGCUUCAAAUUUGGUUGCUAGGCUCAUGGGUUUGGAUUCGAUGCCAGCAGGAUCAGGCAGGAAGCCCCAAAAGGCUUCAGGUUCUAAAACUUGGAGCAAUGUGGCAGACAAACUUGGUGCUCGACCUGGCGGACCUGAUAAAGAAGAUAUGGAUUUUGAGAUGGCCGAAAUAAAGAGUUCAAAACCAGGUUUCCAAAGGUUUAGAGCUAAAUGUGCUCUCACUUAUCUUACUAGAUAUUUUUUUCCUUUGGAAGAUGAAGCAGAUUUAGUUGGGAAUUCACUUGAUCACCAUUCAACUGACAGCUACCUCUCCAGCAGUCCCAAUAGUAGCUUAAAGGACAAAGUGCUUGCUGAAUCAGUGGACUCUGUUGAUGAUGAACCACUCUUUCCAGAACCUGAUAGAGAUCUUUCGGAUUGUGAGACCUCAUUAUCCACCAGGAGGAGUUGCAGAGAACUGAUUUAUAACGUUUCUGGAGUGCUCAGCAAGAUUGAUCAGUUAAAAGGAAGCAAACUCAGCUACGCAAAAUAGGUCAUUUUGAAUGCUGAACUCAUAUUUGGAACUACACCUCAAUAGCAGGCUCUACCUGUAGAGGAUGGGUUCUCUGUGAGCCAUUUUCUCCUAAAUGAACAAGAAAUAUUUUCGAGUUUUCUGUGGAUGGCUUUCGGUGAAGUGCUUGGCUGUCUAUUAGAAUCCCUAGACUCAAAAUUUUCUCUAAUCUCUGAUUCUGGAUUCAGAACCUGUACCAAAGUACCAUCAAGUAUGACCAAAGAGAUUCUGAUUGCUGAUAUUAUUGAUGAGGUCGAAGAGUGGACACAAUUUGUUGGUUUGAUCCCAGACGAGCUAAUAGAAUGGGAUAUGAGCCAUUCUUUGGGGAAAUGUACGGACUUCGAGAUCGAAGAAUAUGAAUGUGGCACUGAAGUUGCUAGGCAUAUUCUCCAAGAAUUAGUAGAUGAAGUUGUUUUAGACCUCUACAGUUCUAGCUAAAUUUGGUGGAACUGUUAGUAGCUCCUCUUUUUGAGACUUUGUUCCAAGCCUAUCAGUGCUGUUCUCAUGUGAUAACUCUUGACUCAAUAAUUUCAAGCACAGUAUUUUGUACAAAUCAUGGAUUCUGCAUCUGAUUCGACUUAUUGUACUUGUGCUUUUGCAUUUAUGAAUAUUAAGAACAAUCCCUUCG
Capsicum annuum is the source of this 1594-nucleotide messenger RNA. RefSeq lists its product as uncharacterized. The record is from RefSeq and is a predicted model, not a curated record. The coding region runs from base 133 to 948 and encodes 271 amino acids. Lineage: Eukaryota; Viridiplantae; Streptophyta; Magnoliopsida; Solanales; Solanaceae. The transcript is spliced from 4 exons.